This is a messenger RNA of Contarinia nasturtii (swede midge), 1551 nucleotides long. Its product is annotated as toll-like receptor 3. The coding region runs from base 93 to 1529 and encodes 478 amino acids. The record is from RefSeq and is a predicted model, not a curated record. Gene Ontology annotation, molecular function: protein binding. The transcript is spliced from 2 exons. Lineage: Eukaryota; Metazoa; Arthropoda; Insecta; Diptera; Cecidomyiidae.
AUAUAGUCACGUUACCAGUUUGAUUGUGUUCUUUCCAAAGUUAGUCUUAUUUUCUGCGUAAUUUUAGUUUAUUUUCGGAUUUUCAACACAAUAUGAACCUGCCGUUGAGUCGACACACGAUCGUCAUUUUCUUUUGGCUAUGUAUAUCGAACAUUUUGAUAAAUCUCAUCCACCCGUACGAGAUAAAAUGCAGUCAUGGUCAUGACAAUCAAAGUCUUACCUGUGUUUUCAACUACUUAGACGAUAAUAAGACGCUAUUAUCGGCUAUGCCAUCGGAUUUUCGCCCUUAUACAAAAUACAUCACUCAAUUAACACUUGGAAUUGCCAAUUUAACGACGCUACCGAGCGACACAUUCAAUUUGUUGCCAAAUUUGCGAUCGUUGUCAGUGCGUUCUGAUGUGCAAACGCUGACCCGUCGCCAAUUAAGAAAUGCAACAAAAUUGACGUACCUAAAUCUCGGCUACAAUAAUCGAAUCGCCAAAUUGGAGCGACGUCUCUUCAAAUAUGCUCCAUUAUUGGAAUACAUUGAAUUGGGUUUCAAUCUAAUCACAGAAAUCGAAGACAAGGCCUUCGGUGGUUUGACGAAUUUAAAAAUCUUAAAUCUACAGGCAAAUUCAAUACCGCAAAUUCGCAAUAAAACGUUAAAAGGCACGAAAAAUCUGCUGAAAUUGGACUUAUCUCGAAAUGGCAUCGGUGCAAUUGAAGUCGGUGCAUUAGUUCAUAUGUCCAAAUUGCAAAUGCUGCAAUUGAAUCAAAAUCAAAUUGCACGUUUGCAAACGGGUAUUUUCAGUGGAUUUCGAGCGAUCGAACGCAUUGAUUUGUCGGUGAAUAUAAUAAGCGUGAUCGACGAUGGAGUUUUUAAUAAAUUAACAACGCUAAAAACUUUGGAACUUGGAUUCAAUCAAUUGGUAACGUUGCCCAACGGGGUUUUCGAUGGCCUUCGAAAUUUGAAGUCAUUGUUUUUGGCUCGAAAUCAAAUUCAAGAACUUCCACUUGAUUUGGGUAAUUUAACAAAAUUAACCGAUCUGGAUGCGUCGUAUAAUCCAAUCGGACAAAUUAAUCCGGAUGUUUUUAGCGAAUUGACCAAUUUGGAAAGCCUUGAAAUUCGCGGCUGUGGCCUAUCUGAAUUGGAUCCAAAUACAUUUAUCAAUCAAAAAAUGCUACUAUCACUUGAUCUCUCUGAAAAUAAUUUGACCACCAUCGAUUGGAAUACAUUCGAACCGUUGGAACAAUUGAAAUUCUUGAAACUCGAAGCGAAUCACAUUGCUGAAAUGGAAAAUUACACUGAUUUCAAAUCAUUUUUACCGAAUUUAGAGUUUAUCAAUUUGUCACGAAAUGAAAUUGACUGUGAUACGGUCAUGGAAAUUAUGGAUUAUUUGAGAAAUAAUACCGUUGAAUUUGAUUUUGGCGAAGAGGUCGAUGUUGGUUGCCGAUUGUUGCCGGUGAGGAGCCGGAAUAUUCAAGCAUUCAAAUUGUCCAAUGCUCAAUUUAACGACGAAAGUCUACGAUUGAUCAACUUUUCUCAAUAAUAAAGUUUUAGUUUAAGAUUAA